Trichechus manatus latirostris (Florida manatee) is the source of this 3513-nucleotide messenger RNA. RefSeq names its product proline, glutamate and leucine rich protein 1 (gene PELP1). The transcript has 17 exons. Lineage: Eukaryota; Metazoa; Chordata; Mammalia; Sirenia; Trichechidae. Gene Ontology annotation, biological process: rRNA processing. The coding region runs from base 107 to 3463 and encodes 1118 amino acids. The record is from RefSeq and is a predicted model, not a curated record. Gene Ontology annotation, cellular component: nucleus.
CCAGUGCGCAGGACCACAGCCCCCUCCUCACGCCCUCUCCACACGAGGCAUCCGUCGCUGUGUGUUUGCGUCAUCGCGCCACGCCACCACUAGAGCCCGAGUGAAGAUGGCGGCAGCCGUUCUUAGUGGGCCCUCUACGGGCUCCGCGGCUGGGGUUCCUGGCGGAACUGGGGGUCUCUCGGCGAUGGGCUCGGGUCCGCGACUCCGCCUGCUGCUGCUGGAGAGCGUGUCCGGGUUGCUACAGCCGCGAACGGGGUCCACUGUUCCUUCGGUGCAUCCCCCAGUCCGUCCGGUCCCACAUUUGCCCGGGCUCAUGUGCUUGUUGCAGCUGCAUGGGACGGUGGGCGGGGCCCAGAACCUUUCGGCUCUUGGGGCAUUGGUGGGUCUCAGUAAUGCACGUCUUGGAUCUAUCAAAACUCGGUUUGAGGGCUUGUGUCUGCUGUCCCUGCUGGUAGGGGAGAGCCCCACAGAGAUGUUCCAGCAGCAUUGUGUCUCUUGGCUCCGGAGCAUUCAGCAGGUCUUGCAGUCCCAGGACCCCGCCCCCACAAUGGAGUUGGCUGUGGCCAUUCUGAAGGAUCUGCUUCGAUAUGCAGCCCAACUUCCUACACUCUUCCGGGACAUCUCCAUGAACCACCUCCCUGGCCUUCUUACUUCCCUGCUGGGCCUCAGACCAGAGUGUGAGCUUUCGGCACUGGAGGGAAUGAAGGCAUGUAUGAUCUAUUUUCCUCGGGCUUGUGGCUCUCUUAAAGGCAAGUUGGCCUCCUUUUUCCUGUCUCGGGUGGAGGCCUUGAGCCCUCAUCUCCAGCAGUUGGCCUGCGAAUGUUACUCCAGGCUGCCCUCCUUAGGGGCUGGCUUUUCCCAGGGCCUGAAGCACACGGAGAGCUGGGAGCAGGAGCUGCACUGCCUGCUGGCCUCACUGCACAGCCUGCUGGGCACCCUGUACGAAGGAGUGGAGACGGCUCCUGUGCAGUAUGAGGGGCCGGGAGUGGAGAUGCUGCUGUCCUCCUCAGAAGAUGGUGAUGCUCACGCUCUUCUCCGCCUUCGGCAGAGGUUUUCUGGACUGGCCCGCUGCCUGGGCCUUAUGCUCAGCUCUGAGUUUGGGGCCCCCGUAUCUGUCCCUGUGCAAGAAAUCCUGGACCUCAUCUGCCGGACCCUCAGCGUCAGUGGCAAGAAUAUCAGCUUGCUUGGAGAUGGUCCACUACGGUUGCUGCUGCUGCCCUCGAUCCACCUUGAAGCCUUGGACCUGCUGUCUGCCCUCAUCCUCGCGUGUGGAAGCCGGCUCUUGCGCUUCGGGGGCCUGAUCAGCCGUCUGCUCCCCCAGGUCCUCAAUGCCUGGAGCAUGGGUAGGGAUAUCCUCUCGCCAGGCCAGGAAAGACCUUACAGCACUGUGCGGGCCAAGGUGUAUGCUGUCCUGGAGCUGUGGGUGAAGGUGUGUGGAGCCUCGGCAGGAGUGCUCCAGGGAGGAGCUUCGGCAGAGGCCCUGCUCACCCACCUGCUCAGUGACAUCUCCCCCCCAGCCGAUGCCCUCAAGCUGCGCAGCCCCCGGGGGAGUCCUGAUGGGGGUUUACAAACUGGAAAGCCCAGUGCCCCCAAGAAGCUGAAGCUGGAUGUGGGGGAGGCGGCGGCCCCGCCUAGCCACCGGAAAGGGGAUAGCAAUGCCAACAGCGAUGUGUGUGCAGCUGCGCUGAGAGGCCUUAGCCGGUCCAUCCUCAUGUGUGGGCCUCUCAUCAAGGAGGAGACUCACAAGAGACUGCAUGAUCUGGUCCUGCCCUUGGUCAUGGGUAUCCAGCAGGGUGAGGUCCUAGGCAGCUCCCCAUAUACCAGCUCCCGCUGCCGCCGUGAACUCUACCACCUGCUGCUGGCACUGCUGUUGGCGCCUUCUCCUCGAUGCCCACCUCCUCUGGCCUGUGCCCUGCAGGCCUUCUCCCUUGGCCAGCGAGAAGAUAGCCUUGAGGUCUCCUCUUUCUGCUCAGAAGCACUGGUGACUUGUGCUGCUCUGACCCACCCCCGGGUUCCUCCCCUGCAGUCCGUGGGCACCCCCUGCCCCACACCUGCCCCAGUUCCCCCUCUCGAGUCCCCAUCUCCGUUCAGGGCCCCACCCUUCCAUCCCCCAGGCCCCAUGCCCUCGGUAGGCCCCAUGCCCUCAGCAGGCCCCAUGCCCUCAGCAGCCCCAGUGCCCUCAGCACGCCCUGGACCUCCAGCCACAGCCAACCACCUAGGCCUCUCUGCCCCAGGCCUGGUGUCUGUGCCACCUCGGCUCUUAUCUGGCCCUGAGAACCACCGGGCAGGCUCCAAUGAGGACCCGGUCCUUGCCCCUAGUGGCAGUCCUCCUCCUUCUAUACCCCCUGAUGAGACAUUUGGUGGGAGAGUGCCCAGACCAGCCUUUGUUCACUAUGAUAAGGAGGAGGCGUCCGAUGUGGAGAUCUCCUUAGAGAGUGACUCUGAUGACAGCGUGGUGAUUGUGCCUGAGGGGCUGCCGCCCCUGCCGCCCCCGCCCCCAUCAGGCAGCACACCUCCCCCUGUGGCCCCAGCUGGGCCACCAGCGGCCUCCCCUCCUGUGCCAGCCAAGGAGGAGCCUGAAGAGCUUCCUGCAGCCCCAGGGCCCCUUCCACCACCGCCACCCCUUCCUGUUCCUGGUCCGGUGACACUCCCACCACCCCAGUUGGUCCCUGAAGGAACUCCUGGUGGGGGAGGACCCCCAGCCCUGGAAGAAGAUUUGACAGUCAUUAAUAUCAAUAGCAGUGAUGAGGAGGAGGAGGAUGAAGAGGAGGAAGAGGAGGAGGAAGAGGAAGAGGAUGAAGAUUUUGAGGAAGAAGAAGAGGAUGAGGAAGAGUAUUUUGAAGAGGAAGAAGAGGAAGAAGAGUUCGAGGAAGAAUUUGAGGAGGAGGAAGGUGAAUUAGAGGAAGAAGAAGACGAGGAGGACGAGGAGGAGGAGGAAGAGUUGGAAGAGGUAGAAGAACUGGAGUUGGGCUCAGCAGGAGGGGAGGUGGAGGAAGGUGGGCCCGCACCCCCGACCCUGCCUCCAGCUCUGCCCCCCUCCGAAUCCCCCAAGGCACCGCCUGAGCCAGAACCAGAACCUGGGCUGCUGUUGGAAGUGGAGGAGCCGGGGGCAGAGGAGGAGCAUGGGGAUGAGAUGGCCCCCACACUUGUCCCUGAGGUACUCCCCUCCCAGGGGGAGGUGGAAAGGAAGGGGGGAAGCCCCCCAGCAGGGCCUCCUCCACAAGAGCUUGUUGAAGAAGAGCCCCCUGCCCCCCCAACCCUGCUGGAAGAGGAGACUGAGGAUGGGGGUGACAAGGUACCACCCCCACCAGAGGCAUCCGCCGAAGAAGAGAUGGACACAGAGACAGAGGCAGCAGCUCUCCAGGAAAAGGAGCAGGAUGACACAGCUGCCAUGCUGGCCGACUUCAUUGAUUGUCCCCCUGAUGACGAGAAGCCACCAGCUGCCACAGAGCCUGAUUCUUAGCCCUCUCCUGCACCCCCAACCCAUUUCCAAUAAAGUUAUGUCCUUAGAUA